AUGUCUGCCCUCUUUACCCCGCUCAAGGUUGGCUCGGUCACCAUUUCUAACCGCAUUGGAAUGAGUGCCCUGACACGUAACCGUGCAACCGGUGCAAUCGCCAACGAUACAAUGCGCGACUACUACGUGCAGCGCGCCAAGGGCGGUGCGGGGCUCAUCGUAACCGAAGCCAUCCUUGUUACUCGCCUUGGCGCGGAGUGGCCGGCGGCGCCGGGCCUCUGGGACGUGUCGCAGGUCGAAGGAUGGAAGAACAUCAUCGACGGGGUUCACGCUGCAGGAAGCAAGAUCUAUGCACAGAGUGAACUGCCCGAUCCCAAAACGGUCGUGGCGCUCUUCAAAAAGGCGGCGGAGCAUGCUAAGGCAGCGGGUUUCGAUGGUAUUGAAACUCACGGAGCUAAUGGCUACAUUGUCCACCAAUUCCUCGAUAAUACAGCGAACAAGCGGACUGAUGCCUACGGCGGCUCGCCUGCCAACCGGUCACGCUUUGCACUCGAGGUCAUCGCUGCACUCCAGCAAGUCUUCGCUGGAGAUGUUGCCAUCAAGCUCAGUCCCACCAGCGGGCUCAACGAUGUCAGCAUGCCGCUGGAUGAAACCGUUGCCACAUUCGGUUACCUGCUACGAGAGAUUGACCAGCUCCCCACGCCGCUGUCCUACGUUGUACUUGCCCAGUACAACUCCCGGCUCGACAGCGAGUUCAAUGGCAAGCUGCGCGCGAUGCAAUUCGACGUCGUCGAGGUGUUCAAGCCAUACUUCGCAUCAGGCCGCACACAUCUUUUCGUCAAUGCGGGGUUGCAGGUCACCGACGCGGAGGCGUUAAUUGGCGAUGGAAGCAACACUGUCAAGGCGGUCUUCUUUGGAUUUAACUGGCUCAUCUACCCUGACUUUGCGAAGCGCGCGGAGUACAGAAUGCCCCUGGAAAAUGAGCUGGAUUGGAUGCAUCUUUACGGUGUGGAGGGGACUGACCCGGCCAUCGGGUACACGGAUUACAAGGCAGCAGUGUUUUACUAG
This is a messenger RNA of Mycena indigotica, 1008 nucleotides long. Its product is annotated as Oxidored-FMN domain-containing protein. Bases 1 to 1008 code for a protein of 335 amino acids. Lineage: Eukaryota; Fungi; Basidiomycota; Agaricomycetes; Agaricales; Mycenaceae. The transcript has 5 exons. The record is from RefSeq and is a predicted model, not a curated record. Gene Ontology annotation, molecular function: FMN binding; oxidoreductase activity.